Pimephales promelas (fathead minnow) is the source of this 2333-nucleotide messenger RNA. The record is from RefSeq and is a predicted model, not a curated record. NCBI's taxonomy places the organism in Eukaryota, Metazoa, Chordata, Actinopteri, Cypriniformes, Leuciscidae.
GUUGAGCUGAGGACUAAAGUCUUGGAGGCCAAACAUCAGGAGGAUACACUGAGGAUGCAGCAGAAACAUGAUGCCGAGAUCCAGAAGAUUUUGGACCGUAAGAACGGUGAGAUUGAUGAGCUGAAGAGCAUGUAUCGAGGGAAGCAGAAGGAGGCGGAGGAGACGGUUCGGAGGCUGGAGAAGAGAGUUCAAAGCCUGCUGCGAGAGUCCCAGGUCAUCCGACAGACCAAAGAGAAACAGAUCAUCGAGCUGAAGAAAAUGUCUGAUCAAAGUGCUGAAUCUCUGAAAAACGAAUGGGAGAAGAAGUUUCAUGCUGCGGUGGCAGAGAUGGAACAGGAGAAGUCUGAGAUGCAGAAGCAGCACACAGACAACAUCCAGAAGCUGCUGGAGGACACCAACCAACGGCUCGCCAAGAUGGAGGCCGAGUACAGCGGCCAGAACCAGGCCACUGAGCAGAUGGUGCACGAGCUGGAGUCACGGGUUAAGCAGCUCUCCGUGGAAGUGAAGGACGGGAACCUGCUUCGGCAGAAGGUCACACAGGAGAAAGCCCAGUUAGAGAUUCAUAUCGCCUCCAUCAGCGCUGAGCUACAAGAGGCCCACCACAGGGUCGUGUCCCUGCAGACUGAGAUGGAGAGGAUGAGAGACCAGCAUGAGGACUCGCUGCAGAAACUUCAGGCCAGACACAACGCAGACAUGAGCCACUUCCAGCAGGAACACACACUCUCUGCAGCCAAGGCAUCGGAGGGGAUGGAGGAUUUGGAGAAGACUGUGGUUCUCCUGAAACAGCAGAUUCAGGAGACUGAAAACAGGAGACAGAGACAGCUCAGGGACCAAGAGAAUAAGAUGCAGCAAGAGAUAACAGAUCUGCAAAACAGCACUGUCAAAAAGUUGCAGACGCUUCAGGCCCAGCUGGAGAAGGAACGGGUUGAUAGCAAGAGGAAGAUCAGCAAGAUGGAGGACUCACUCAGGGAUAAAGAUGAGCAGCUGGCUCGUGUUCGGGACAGUCAGAGACAUCAGGCCCAUCAGGCUGAGAAGGCACUGGAGAACUUUAAGAAGCAAGUGGAGCUCAGCUCAGAGAAGACCUAUGCUGACAUGAAGCAACAGAUGGAGAAAGUGGAGUGUGAUCUGAUCCGCUCGAAGUCUCUACGAGAGCAGCAGUGUAAAGAGUUCGGCUUGCAGAUGGAGGAGUUACAGCGGAGAUGCGAGCAGCAGAUUGUGGAGCUGAAACUGCAGCAUGAACAGGAGCGGACGCACCUACUCCAGGCACACAAUGCCGAGAAGGACAGCCUGGUCCAGGAACACCAGCGGGAAAUCGAUAGUUUGGACAAGCAGGCGAGGGCCGCCAUGGUCCAACAGCAAACGCAAACACAGGACUGGAGGAAGCGCGACGCUCAGACCAUCUCGGAUCUGGAGUCCCAGGUGCGUUCCCUGAGGAAGGAGCUUCUGGCGGCCCACAGUCAGAGGACACAGCAGCUGACAGAGUUGGGUUUACUGCGGGAGGAGGAGCGACAGCGGGCCGCUCACGACCAGCAAGCCGCUCUGGACCGCAUGCGGGCCGAGAUGGAUCACGUGCGGCAGGACCUGGAAAAAUCCCACAAGACUGAAAGAGAGCUGGCACAAGAGAAGACCAACAGCAAGCUGAAGCAUCUCGAGAAGGAGUAUAAUCAGAAGCUGGCCAAGUCUGCACAGGUGAUCGCUGAGCUGCAGACGUCUCUAAAGAACCUGAAAGAAGACAGCCGACAGAUCCAGCAGAGCCUCGAGACACAAAUACAGGAGGAACAGAGCCGCUGGGACCAGGAGAGGACACAGCUCAACAGAGACGCCAGCCAGGCCAACAAGGCUCUUCAGGAUCGUGUGGAGACUCUUCAGAAACAGCUGCACGCCGCGGAGAAGAAGCUGAUGAGCCGAGAGCUGGAGUACCAGGAGCAGAUCACACAUGUCCAUCAGGAGUGUGAGUUGAAGAUUAAAGGCCUGAUGCCUGCAGAGCUACAGCAGGAGCUGAACGACACCAUCGCCUCGCUAAAGUCACAGGUGAAGUUCCUGCAGAAGAGAGCGUCAGUCCUACAGGAGCAGCUCGACGCUGGACACAUCAGGAGGUAGUGGAUGAUAGUAAUAUGUGCUCAUGGGAGCCGUCCUCCUCAUCCUCGCUCACUCACGCUGAUCUCGUCUGAUGUGCCACUUUUACAGCCAUAUCUAUAUGUACCUAGGCAUUUUAUUUAUUUCAUUUUUUUUGUUGUUGACUUCAUUGUUAUAAUGUAUAAUGUUCAUCAGUGAAAUACGUCCAUUGUUUUUAUUAUUCUCAUCAUUAUUAUUAAAUGGUUUCUUAAAUCCCA